Octodon degus (degu) is the source of this 2770-nucleotide messenger RNA. RefSeq names its product alkylglycerone phosphate synthase (gene Agps). The transcript is spliced from 20 exons. The record is from RefSeq and is a predicted model, not a curated record. NCBI's taxonomy places the organism in Eukaryota, Metazoa, Chordata, Mammalia, Rodentia, Octodontidae. Gene Ontology annotation, biological process: lipid biosynthetic process. The annotation marks the transcript as partial. Gene Ontology annotation, molecular function: alkylglycerone-phosphate synthase activity; FAD binding.
GCCGGCCGGCGGCUGCGCGUCCUCUCGGGCCAUCUGCUGGGCCGGCCCAGGGAGGCUCCGAGCGCUAAGGAGUGCAAGGCGCGGAGAGCCUCGCCGGCAACCGCCGCGGCGCCCACGACCGGCCCCGCCGCGCCGGAGUCUGGUAGCAUCCCCAAGAAGCGGCAAGAAGUCAUGAAAUGGAAUGGAUGGGGAUAUAAUGAUUCCAAGUUCUUCCUCAAUAAAAAGGGCCAACUUGAGUUGACUGGGAAAAGGUACCCUCUUAGUGGUGUGGCGUUACCAACUUUUAAAGAUUGGAUCCAAAAUACCUUUGAAACAAAUAUGGACCAAAAAUCUACCUCUAAAGCAUCCUUAAAUCCUAGUGAUACACCUCCUUCUAUUGUAAAUGAAGAUUUUCUUCAUGAACUUAAAGAAACCAGUAUUUCAUAUUCACAAGAGGCAGAUGAUCGAGUAUUUAGAGCUCAUGGUCAUUGUCUUCAUGAGAUAUUUUUGCUCAGGGAAGGAAUGUUUCCGCGAAUUCCAGAUAUAGUUUUAUGGCCAACAUGUCAUGAUGAUGUAGUUAAGAUUGUGAAUCUAGCAUGCAAAUACAACCUUUGUAUUAUACCAAUUGGCGGAGGAACAAGUGUUUCGUAUGGCCUCAUGUGCCCUGCAGAUGAGAGAAGAACAAUAAUUUCUUUGGAUACUUCACAAAUGAAUCGAAUUCUCUGGGUGGAUGAGAACAACCUCACAGCUCAUGUAGAGGCUGGUAUAACAGGACAAGAGUUGGAAAGACAGCUUAAAGAAAGUGGUUAUUGUACAGGUCAUGAACCAGAUUCCCUGGAAUUCAGCACUGUGGGAGGAUGGAUAUCUACUCGGGCAUCAGGCAUGAAGAAGAACAUCUAUGGAAAUAUUGAGGACCUGGUGGUUCAUAUGAAAGUGGUUACACCUAGAGGUGUGAUAGAAAAAAGUUGUCAAGGACCUCGGAUGUCUGUAGGCCCUGAUAUCCAUCACUUCAUCAUGGGAUCUGAAGGAACUCUUGGUGUAAUAACAGAAAGAUGUGCUCCUGCGUCUAUCCGCCUCAUGGACAACAAGCAAUUUCAGUUUGGUUAUGCUCUUAAACCUCAGGUUUCUUCUAUUUUUACUUCAUUUGUGGAUGGGUUGAAAAAGUUCUAUAUUACAAAGUUUAAGGGAUUUGAUCUAAAUCAGCUAAGUGUAGCUACAUUAUUGUUUGAAGGGGACCGUGAGAAGGUUCUUCAACAUGAAAAACAAGUGUAUGACAUUGCUGCAAAAUUUGGUGGAUUAGCAGCUGGGGAAGAUAAUGGACAGAGAGGUUAUUUGCUGACCUAUGUCAUCGCAUACAUGCGAGACCUGGGUUUGGAGUACUGUGUAAUAGGAGAAUCUUUUGAGACUUCUGCUCCUUGGGACAGGGUUAUAGAUCUCUGUAAAAAUGUAAAGGAAAGAAUAAGAAGGGAAUGCAAAGAGAAGGGUGUUCAGUUUGAUCCUUUUUCUACAUGCAGGGUGACGCAAACUUACGAUGCAGGUGCAUGUAUCUACUUCUAUUUUGCCUUUAACUACAGGGGAAUUAGUGACCCACUGACUGUGUUUGAGCAAACUGAGGCAGCUGCUAGAGAAGAAAUCCUUGCGAAUGGAGGGAGCCUGUCACAUCAUCAUGGAGUGGGCAAGUUACGGAAGCAAUGGCUAAAAGAAAGCAUCUCUGAGGUCGGCUUUGGGAUGCUGAAGUCCGUCAAGGAGUAUGUGGACCCCAGUAACAUCUUUGGAAACAGAAACCUUUUAUAAUCUAUUAGUAUCAUUAUGAAAAAUGUCACUUUUUCUUUUUAAGACUUCAACAAUGGUUAUACCAGUAAUCAAAUAUAAUCCUAGACUGUAUUUUGACCCUUUUGUUUGUUGUUUUAAAGUAAGUUUGUUUUUAUUCUGUGGUUUUCUCAUCUAUGGAUCGACAAAUGGUAUUCCUACAUCUCCUCUUGUAGGUAUAUCAGUUUAUAGCCAGCGGUUGUCACUUCACAUCUUGGGUAGCACAAGUCUGCUCGUUAUUUUGGAAAAAGAUGCUGCCAGCUGUUUCAUAUUGAUGCUUUCUCUUGGAACGGGCAGAUUUUGGUAUCAUCUGUUGUUCAUCUAGUGUUUCUUUAAAAGACUAUUUCUGACAAGCAAGUAUCUAGAGAGAGAGUCCACUGAGAAUGAUACAUGUAUCUUUUCUAAGAAAUAUUCUACUGUGAGUAGGCCAUUAAGGGAGAGUUUUCAUAAAAGAAUAUAGGCAGCUUUUGCUAGUAUGCCUUUAGUUCGUAAGGUGCUUGGUCUACAAUUUUCUUUGAAAUUAGUAAACAGUUGUAAAAACUUUAAAUCACCAGUAUAAUAAUUCUGUGAGAGGACACAUUUUUGUUCUCCAUGUUUCUGUUUCUACUGAGGUAUAAGUUGUAUUUGUAUCACUGAGAAGUAACCUAUUGUUAUAUCCUAGAUCAUUCAUAAUAUGUUUUAUAAGAAAAGCUGACACCACUCGUAUGUGAAAGACAGGUUUACCGUAAAGUGAGCGUCUUUAUCCAUCCCAGAGUCCUAGUGUUUCUGCUGUUGCAUGCUUGUGACUGAGCUGCAGAGAAGUUGCAGCAGGAUCAGAAGGAAGACUCCUGACCCUAAUGUCUCCAGCUGAAAGAAUUGUUUGGCGAAAACACUCAUUGUUCAGCUAUUGAAUUUCAAAGCCUCAACAAUUUCAGUGACAAUUUUUUUUUAACCCAACACAGCAUGAUAAAUUUUCAUAUAAAAAUAAAGUGUGAAUUUAGUU